CUAGGCAAAUUCCCUGUUUGCCUUGCGGGAGGUAGGAGCCAGGGGCGGACUGACCAUUUGGAAGCUCGGGCACUGCCCCACGGCCUGGGAUCAGUAGGGGGCCCCAUGAGAUGCCCCUGGUACCUUUUUCAUAGGCUUUUUUGAGUUUGGGCAAAGACACAGGGGCCCCAUGAUCCCCUAUUGCCCGGGGGCCCCCCACGAGUUGUCAGUCCGCCCCUGGUAGGAGCACACUAUCACAGGCACAGCAGUUAUUUUCCUAAACAUGCAGCAUAU
Messenger RNA from Staurois parvus, 273 nucleotides. NCBI's taxonomy places the organism in Eukaryota, Metazoa, Chordata, Amphibia, Anura, Ranidae. The record is from the annotation of a GenBank genome assembly.